GGAGAUGCCGAUUCAGCACCGCCCAUUCCGAGGGAUCCGCGCCACGCCGAAGCGUCUCCCCCGCUUUAUCAAAUUCCCCUUGCGGCACAUCAAAUUCACGCAACCCUCUUCCCUUUCCCCCGAUAUUUCCUGCACUACCAUCGUCCAAGAUCCCAAAGCAAAGCUGCACAACAAGAGCGAGGAGAACGCCGCAGCUACAGAGCCAUGGCGAGCGAGCAGAAGCAGAGCCUGAUGGACAAGGCCAAGGGUUUCGUGGCGGAGAAGAUCGCGCACUUGCCCAAGCCGGAGGCGUCGCUGGACGGCGUGUCCUUCAAGAGCAUGAGCCGCGAGUGCAUCACCCUGCACAGCAACGUCAACGUCUCCAACCCCUACGACCACCGCCUCCCCAUCUGCGACGUCACCUACACCCUCAAGCUCGCCGGCAAGGUUGUGGCGUCCGGCACGAUGCCCGACCCGGGCUGGAUCGCGGCGAGCGACACCACGAAGCUGGAGAUCCCGGCCAAGGUGCCGUACGACUUCCUCGUCUCGCUGAUGAAGGACGUGGGCAGGGACUGGGACAUCGACUACGUGCUGGAGGUAGGGCUCACCGUCGACCUCCCCAUCGUCGGCAACUUCACCAUCCCGCUCUCCACCAGCGGCGAGUUGAAGCUCCCAACCCUCAAGGACAUGUUCUAAUUUGGCAAGCAGCAAAAAUGUAAUCGGUUGAUCCCGGUGACUGUAUCUUGCGAAUAAUGGCACCUGCUGCUCUGUUCCAGUUCUACUGCUGCUGCUGCUACAUAUUAGCAGAACUCGACAUCUGUUUAUGAAUACAUGGCUAAUGGUUGCAAUAAUGAGUGCGCUUUAGGCCUGAUUGCCAGAAUGUUCAGGUCCUGUGUGGAA
Messenger RNA from Phragmites australis (common reed), 879 nucleotides. Its product is annotated as late embryogenesis abundant protein Lea14-A-like. Gene Ontology annotation, biological process: response to desiccation. NCBI's taxonomy places the organism in Eukaryota, Viridiplantae, Streptophyta, Magnoliopsida, Poales, Poaceae. The record is from RefSeq and is a predicted model, not a curated record. Bases 205 to 675 code for a protein of 156 amino acids. Gene Ontology annotation, cellular component: cytosol. The transcript has 2 exons.